CAUACAGCUGCACACAUGUUAUUUUCAUUUCAGAUUCAGAGAUUAUUUAUAGUUAUUUAUUAUUAAUAAUUAAUGCUCGUAAUAUGUACGCAAUAUAUAUAGUGAUUUAAAGUCUGUUCUAUAAAGUAAAUGUAAAAUGGACUUCAUAAUAGAUACUGCUGGUGAUUCAGAGUUGCAUUCUAAAGAAGAAUUACUCUUCGAGAACGAAAAACUUUUUGUAGAUAAAAAUGAGAAAAUUCAUAAAAUUCUAGAGUUGUUUGAUAAAAAGAAACGUGAAUUAGAUGAACAGGUAUCUUCGGAGGAAGCUAUACAAGAAAAGUUAAAAAAUUUGAAAAUAGAUAAACUGUAUGAUGACUUCUUCAGCGAUAUGCAGUGGACAAACUCUUUACUCAGUGUUAAGAAAAAGCCUAUAUUAUUUCAAUUUGAUCAGCUAGAUAAAGAAACAGGAAAGUUAAAGUCUAACAUUGGUAGUGUUAAUAUUGAAAAAGAAAUGGAGAAAUCAGUACUGAAACCAGGCAUUGAAAAGGAACAUGCAUUGCCGAAGUACAAUGUUAGUGAAAAGAAGUUACGAAAAUUAAGAAAGGCUGAAAGGAAGAAGGACAAAGGUCCAAAUUGGUUUAACAUGAAAGCACCUCAAAUGACUCCCGAGUUAAGAAAUGACCUUAAAUUAUUAAAAAUGAGAUCUGCACUUGACCCCAAGCAUUUCUACAAAAAGAAUGACAUGGAAGUGUUACCAAAAUACUUUCAGGUGGGUCGUAUUAUGGAUUCUGCUCUUGAUCAUACAAACGAAAGACUAACCAGGAAGCAAAGGAAACGAACAAUGGUUGAUGAACUUUUAGCUGAUGCGGAACUUCAGAAGUAUAACAAGAAAAAAUACAAAGAAAUAAUAGAUGAAAAUAGGAAAACACAGUACAAAACAUUCAUGAAGGAUAAGCGCAAGGCAAACAAAGCUGCUUUGAAGAUGAAUAGAGCAACAGAACAGAAACAAAAGAAAACUAAAAAACAAAAAUAAAAAUAAAAGUUUUCCUUUAUUUAA
Leptidea sinapis is the source of this 1036-nucleotide messenger RNA. RefSeq names its product deoxynucleotidyltransferase terminal-interacting protein 2. The transcript is spliced from 4 exons. Gene Ontology annotation, biological process: RNA processing. The record is from RefSeq and is a predicted model, not a curated record. Gene Ontology annotation, cellular component: nucleolus. Bases 137 to 1012 code for a protein of 291 amino acids. Gene Ontology annotation, molecular function: RNA binding. Lineage: Eukaryota; Metazoa; Arthropoda; Insecta; Lepidoptera; Pieridae.